AUGAAUACCCAGGUUUCAACUACUGCAGCAAGACUCAACAGCACAUUUGUUAAACCUUUGGGAUUUUACAUUAGUGGAUUUCAGUCUCUUCAAAAUGUUCAAUAUUACUAUUUGUUUUUGUCUGUGGCUUAUCUUGGAACUAUAAUGGCAAAUAUUCUUUUAAUGACAGUUAUUGUAUAUGCAGAAAAUCUGCAUACACCAAAGUAUAUUGCAGUUUUUAUGCUUUCGGUAGUUGAUAUCAGUUACAGCAGCUCAUUUAUUCCAAGAUAUGUACUAUCAUUUGCAUUUAAUUUUAAUUUUAUUCCAUAUGAAGCAUGCUUAGCGCAACUCUUUUUUGUACAUUACUUUUGUGCAAUGGAAUCAAUUUCUCUUGCUGUUCUUGCUUAUGACCGAUUGAUGGCUAUAUGUUUUCCUCUUCAUUGUAGUAGUAUUCACACAAAUAAGAGAAUGAUUUUAAUUAUUGGAAUUACAUGGAUGGUUGCUUUUAUGUUUGUCAUUACAGCUGUUAUUUUCAUGACACGGUUAUCAUUUUGUAAGUCAGUUUUUAUUAACAGCUACUUUUGUGAUCAUGGGCCUAUGUAUGUUCUAGCCUGCAAUGAUAAUUCAGCAAAUCGUACAAUUGCUUAUAGUUUUAUAGCAAUAAUCAUAGUCAUUCCGUUAAUUUUUAUCAUAAUAACAUAUACAUGCAUUAUAGUAGCAGUCCUAAAAAUAGCAUCGGCCAGUGGAAGAUUAAAAACUUUUAAAACCUGCACUACUCAUUUAAUAUUAGUGGCCAUAUUUUAUCUGCCUCUUUUACUGAUGUAUUUUGUAAUAAUAUGGGCAAAUGAAAAAAUUGAUACCGAUGCUAGAAUUCUUAACACAUCCCUGUCUGCCACAUUGCCCCCACUGCUUAAUCCAAUUGUAUACACACUCAAAACAAAUGAAAUUACAGAACAAAUCAAGAAAAUGUUUUUCAGGAGUGUAAUUAGUCCCAUAAAAUAA
This is a messenger RNA of Erpetoichthys calabaricus (reedfish), 981 nucleotides long. RefSeq names its product olfactory receptor 24-like. The transcript has a single exon. NCBI's taxonomy places the organism in Eukaryota, Metazoa, Chordata, Cladistia, Polypteriformes, Polypteridae. Gene Ontology annotation, cellular component: membrane. Gene Ontology annotation, molecular function: G protein-coupled receptor activity; olfactory receptor activity. Bases 1 to 981 code for a protein of 326 amino acids. Gene Ontology annotation, biological process: G protein-coupled receptor signaling pathway. The record is from RefSeq and is a predicted model, not a curated record.